Molecule: messenger RNA, 2237 nt
Organism: Entelurus aequoreus (snake pipefish)
Lineage: Eukaryota; Metazoa; Chordata; Actinopteri; Syngnathiformes; Syngnathidae
Gene: dusp3a
Product: dual specificity phosphatase 3a
Exons: 3
Coding region: 163-801 (212 amino acids)
Biological process (GO): negative regulation of MAPK cascade; protein dephosphorylation
Cellular component (GO): cytoplasm
Molecular function (GO): MAP kinase phosphatase activity; protein tyrosine/serine/threonine phosphatase activity
Source: RefSeq, a predicted model, not a curated record
ACCAGCCGUGCGAUGUCUUGUAGCUUGAUGUAAAUUCGCCAGACACCUUUUGUAGACCAAGACGGCGAGCGCUCACGACUCACGUGCGUGGACAAGUAUGGUCGCCAAGAGAAGUGUUAGCUCCUGACCAACUUCAGUCCGACGUCCAUUGUCACACCGACCAUGAAGAAGCACCACAGUCCCACCAAGCGGCAGAAGGACGCGCCAGCGGCGGCGUGUGUGGGCGGCGAGGUGAGCGUCCAGCAACUCAACGAGCUGCUGUCCAACGGCAGCGGCUUCUACAGCCUCCCCACGCAGCACUUCAACCUCGUCUUCCCCAACAUCUACAUCGGCAACGCGUUCGUGGCCCAGAAUGCAAUGCGUCUGCAGAAACUGGGCGUGACCCACGUGCUCAACAUGGCCGAGGGCACCUCCUUCAUGCACGUCAACACCAGCGCCGACUUCUACGCCGGCACGGGCAUCACCUACCACGGCUUCAAGGCCAACGACACGGAGCACUUUGACCUCAGUGCCUUCUUUGAGGAGGGGGCCGACUUCAUCGACAAGGCGCUCGCACACAACAACGGCAAAGGCAAGGUGUACGUCCACUGCAGAGAAGGCUACAGCCGCUCGCCCACCAUGGUGGUGGCUUACCUCAUGCUGCGCCACAAGAUGGACGCCCGGCAAGCGGUGGCCACCGUGCGACUGAAGCGGGAGAUCGGCCCCAACGACGGCUUCCUCCGCCUGCUGUGCCAACUCAACCAGAAGCUGGCCAAGGAGGGCCGGCUGGACGGCGAGGCGGGCAAACUAAAGACCAAAUGAAGAGCUCCCAUCAUGUCCGCAGACCAGCACCCCCGGCUUCCCUCACCGCACGCCCUCGGAUGCCAUCAGUCCUCCCACAGAGCCAAACUACUUCUAGCAUUCCGUCUAGUUGAGAAGUUAACACUCCCGACUCAAAAGACGACAGCACAAUCAUUCCCAGAGAUUCCACUGCCGCCACGCCACGCCAGUCACCUCCACGCCACGCCAGUCACCUCCACGCCACACCAGGAAUCCCAAAUCUACUUUUGUUGGCUCGCUCGCACACUUCAUCUCACCAUCCCAGGAGGUCCACAAGGUCAACUUCACACAUCUCCAGUACAGGUCAGGGGUGUCCAAACUUUUUCCACUGUAGUGGAUUGUCCGAAGCUUAAACAGGCAACAAAAGUAGUUUAGUACAACAAAUGUAUUUACCCAUUAUCAGAAGUGCAGGUUGAAUUAAGUUGGCCGUGCAGACAGACCACAUGUUACUCCGGAGCAAACAAGACACACACAAGCCAAAAUCACUGUCCAGUUCCGGUCUUCUGCCAUUUUUUAUAUGUCUCUUGUGCGUCAUUGUUCCUUAUCUAGUGCGUCAAUGUCUUGUUGUUUUCCCUAUCUGUUCCAUAACAACUGGAAUCCUUUAGACAGUCAACACAUUCUAUAGACUGGUUGGCACGACUUAAUAUUCACUUUUGUCCCACAACUGCUCCAUUCAAUGGCACAAAAUACAAGAGAAUUGAAAAUGAGCGGACAUUCUUAAAAGACAAGAAAUAUUGGUCAAAAGGUCAGAAAUUCUACGACACCACUGAAAAAUGAAAUCAUUUUGGGCCAUUUUGUUAUUUUUAUUUUCAAACCCGAUGCAAUAUAUGGAUUGUAUAACUCCCCUUAAGUUCAUGGAAAUGUUAAAAAUGAGUCAUUAUUUAUACAUUUAUUAUUAUUUAAUGUUUACAUUUAUAGACCAACUUUAACUUUACCUUUAACGUUGUUAAACAACAUAGUCAUAUGUUUUGUGCCCUUUUUGUCAAUGUAAACCCAGUUUAGUUAUAGCAAAAACUAGGGGUGUAACGGUACACAAACAUUUGGGUUGGGUACGUACCUCGGUUUAGAGGUCACGGUUCGGUUCAUUUUCGGUACAGUAAGAAAACAACAAAAUAUACAUUUUUGGGUUAUUUACCAAAUUUGCUACAUUUGCUAUAGAUAAUAAAACAUUAAAUGUGAUAAAUCUAUGGAUAAAAAGCAGAGCUUUAACUGCAUAUAGAAACAAAAAAAAUAAACCCCUGACUGGAAGGAUAGAUAGAAAAUCAACAAUACUAUUAAACCGUGGACAUGUAAAUACACGGUUAAUGCUUUCCAGGCUGGCGAAGGUUAACAAUGCUGUGCUAACGACGCCAUUGAAGCUAACUUAGCAACCGGACCGCACAGAGCUAUGCUAAAAACAUUAGCUCUCCACCUAUACG